UAUAUUAUAUUCAGAGUGGGAUUUUUUAAACACAUAAUUACUUAGGUAAUGGGUUUUUUUCCGUAAGUUGUGUUUAAUUUUACAAUAUUACCUGCGUACCUAGUAGAAUUAAAUAAAGUGAACUUAAUAGAUACCCAUCUCUGACAAGAUUCGUUACAAUUAUAAAGGUGUAAAAUAUGUGUUAUUUUGUAUUGGCGUAGAUAAGUAUUUUCAACACAUUUCAGAUUGAUAACAAUUAAAUUUACAAAUAAUUGUAAUAUAUGUAUGGAGGAAUUUUCGAUCAAUGAAUAAUUCACUUAUUUUAGUAUUUUUGGUUGCAUUAUUCUGGUGUUCAAGUAUUCAGGCUGAAACUUACCCUGAAGUAAAUUUAAUUAAAAAUGUGGUAGUAAGCGACACAUAUUAUUGUAACUGCGCACCAUCGGUUACUUGCAAUAGCACUUCUAAAUAUAGAACCAUUGAUGGUACGUGCAAUAACUUAGAACAUCCAUUAUGGGGUUCAACUAAUACUCCUUAUAUUAGACUGGGUCCAGCAUAUUACGAUGAUGGUAACUUUACUUUUCGAUUACAAUAUAAGGAUGGUAUGGAAUUGCCAGGAGCUCGCAAAUUGCAGUUGGAAUUGUUUUGGCCAAAAUCAUCUUUAUUUGAUCCUCCAGACAUUAGAAAUUAUCAUGUCAAUCAAAUCGGCCAGUUUGUUACACAUGAUAUUAGUUUAAUGCCAUCCAACUUUGCGGUGCCCCCAGCGGAUUGUUGUACAGUUCAGGGUGAGGAAAAUAUUCCAUAUAUUUGCCAAGCAGUGAUUAAGAUCAGCCCAUUAGACCCGUCAUAUUCUGAAAUCAACAAAACUUGUCUUCCAUUUAGACGAGCAAUGACAGCUUCUUUUGAUUUCAACUGUGAAAUAACUCCCCAGAUACCCGUAAAUCAACAAACUGCUUUUGUUGACGCAUCUCAAGUGUACGGACCGACCGCUGCCAAAGCAGACUCUCUUCGAUCUCAUAAGCUUGGAAGAUUAAAAACUGAGAUGAUUGAUGGACAAGAAUUUGGUGCUCAAGACCAAAGGAACGGAUCAACAUUUUGUGGUGGUCGAACUAAUGUGACUUAUUGUUUCGACCGAGGCGAUCCUAGAAAGAAUCAGCACUUCGGUCUUAUAUUAUACGAAGAGACGUUUCUUAGGUUUCAUAAUCUUAUAGCAGGAUUGUUACUCAAGGAGAAUCCAGAUUGGUCAGAUGAAAUACUGUACCAAGAAGCUCGAAGGAUCAUAAUCGCAGCUCUACAGAUUAUAGUUUACCGAGAUUACUUACCGGUUUUACUUGGUAGUGAUUAUUGUGAAAGUGUUGGGUUGACUCUUAUUAAAGAUACUAAAACUGUGUAUGAUCCAUCAAUUAUGCCUCAAUUGGCCGUUGAAUUUCCAGGAGGUUGUUUUCGAGUUCCACACAACGUUGUGCCUUCGAUAUAUUUUUUUUUAGACGAGAACAAUGAAAUCGUAGAACAAUUCAAACUUAACGAGUACAUGACAAUUCCUGAUCCGUUGAUCAGUGGUUCUAAGCUUGAAGAGUUACUCAGAGGAAUGACAUUUCUGCCAGGUCGUUGUCCAUUAGCAUCGUACAAUUUAUUGGUAUCAAGUCGUAUGUUUCAUAAUUGGAUAAGUACUGUUGCAGACUUAGACUUACUUAGUAUAGACAUUCAAAGAGGUCGUGAUAUUGGUUUACCUCCAUACAUCAGAGUCAGAGAAAUUUGCGGUUUUCCAAAUAUUACAUCAUUUAGUGAUCUAGCUAACGUAUUAAAGCCUAUUGAUCUUUUUUUACUGCAAAAGUGUUAUGAUAGUGUUGAAGAUAUAGAUUUGCUAGUAGGAGCUUUGCUUGAACCAAAUGUCGAUGGUGCAAUGGUUGGUGAAACUGCAAGGUGCAUAAUCGCUGAUGGAUUUUAUCGUAUUCGAUAUGGUGACCGUUUAUUUUGUGACGUAGAAAGUCAACCAGGAAGUUUUACUAAAGAACAACUUGAUGUCUUAUGGAGUCUCGAUCUUACUCAAAUAUUUUGUCUAACGACAAAUAUCGAUAAAUUACCAAGUGAUAUUUUCACACCAAAUGGGCUUUCGGGAACGUACAGUUGUGAAUCAAUACAAUUGGACCUCGCAGCAUGGAAAGAUAAAUAAAAAGGUCAACUUAAUAAACUAUUAUUUCUUCAAACGGAAAUUCAAAAGAAUCAAGUAUUAGUUGUUUAAAUUAAAUUAUAUACAUAUAAAGUACAAAAACUAAAAAAAUAUGAUAAUUAAAGACAUUUAAAGUUAUAAAAUAGAUUUAACUUUCGAAAUUUUGUACAAUACAUUUAAAUUAAAACUUAAACAUUUUCAAAAAGUGAUUAUUGUAAUAAAACUAUUCUAUAUAAUGUUAACUGUUACAUUUAUGCAUAAUAAUAUAAUAUAAUUCCCUUGGUACAUAAUUUAUUAAUUUAUAGUUUGAUAUAUUUUAGAUUCUGAGUGAAACGAUGAAUGUAUUGAUUUUACAAUGAUGUGUGUUUUUUUUUUUAUUUUUUUUUUUAUUUUUUUAUUUUUGUGUCUGUGUACACGAUAAGUAGUCGAAAUAAUGCUUCGAUUUUCGACUUCAGUAUCUUGUUCGAUGGGAAAGUGAAUAUCGUUGGUGCAUUGGGGAGGUCAAAAUUUUAAUUUCCCAGUAGUUUUCAAAAGCGAUGUGAAAAACAAAAGAAAAAUUAAGGAAAAACGGGAAUUUUUACGCAAAAUCGAUUUUUAACAAAAUCGAUUUUGGUUAUUGGUGUAACUCUAAAACAAAUGACCGUAGAUGCAUGAAAUUUUCACUGGUUGUUUAUAUUUGCAUUUUCUAUACACAAUACAAUUUUGAAAAUAAUUUGACUUUUUUUGAACUGUUUACGGACAUUGUCAGUUUUCAGUUUUUUUAAAUUUUUUUUCUAUAAAUAUCAAUAAAAUUUUAUUUGUUGGGUAAAAAAGCUUGAAAAUUUAAUAGAAGGCUCCUAGGUUAUUGUUUCAAAGGCAGAUGAAAAAAAUUAAAAAUCCUUAGUCACAGUUUUUUUUUAUACACGUUUAAAGUUCAAAUCUUGAAA
Metopolophium dirhodum (rose-grain aphid) is the source of this 3072-nucleotide messenger RNA. Its product is annotated as chorion peroxidase-like. The coding region runs from base 284 to 2149 and encodes 621 amino acids. Gene Ontology annotation, molecular function: peroxidase activity; heme binding. The record is from RefSeq and is a predicted model, not a curated record. NCBI's taxonomy places the organism in Eukaryota, Metazoa, Arthropoda, Insecta, Hemiptera, Aphididae. The transcript has 13 exons. Gene Ontology annotation, biological process: response to oxidative stress.